AUGUCCUUGUGGCUGGAGGCCCCUGUGCCUGACAUUUCUUCUGACUCUGCAGUGGAGCUGUGGGAGCCACAUGUGCAAGAUGCAAGCGGCCAGGCACUGGGAGGCAGGACCUGCAUCCUUAGGGGGGAAGCUAGCAGGCCCCAGUCCACUGGGGGCACUUUGGGAGUGGGGCUGGAGGCAGCAGAGCCUGCAGCUCUGCUCCCUGGAGAGGAUGCCCUUCCAGAGUCCACAGAGUUCCAUCCACAAAAGCGAAAAAAGGGGCCAGCCCCCAAAAUGCUGGGGAACGAGCUGUGCAGUGUGUGUGGGGACAAGGCCUCCGGCUUCCACUACAAUGUGCUGAGCUGUGAGGGCUGCAAGGGAUUCUUCCGCCGCAGUGUCAUCAAAGGGGCACGCUAUGUCUGCCACAGCGGGGGCCACUGCCCCAUGGACACCUACAUGCGUCGCAAGUGCCAGGAGUGUCGCCUUCGCAAAUGCCGCCAGGCUGGCAUGCGGGAGGAAUGCGUCCUGUCAGAAGAACAGAUCCGCCUGAAGAAACUGAAGCGGCAAGAGGAGGAACAGGCUCAGACCACAUCAGUGCCCCCAAGCGCAUCCUCACCUCCCCAAGUCUUGCCCCAGCUCAGCCCAGAGCAACUGGGCAUGAUUGAGAAACUGGUGGCUGCCCAGCAACAGUGUAACAGACGCUCCUUUUCUGACCGGCUCCGAGUCACGCCUUGGCCCAUGGCACCCGAUCCCCAGAGCCGGGAGGCCCGUCAGCAGCGCUUUGCCCACUUCACUGAGCUGGCCAUCAUCUCUGUGCAGGAGAUCGUUGAUUUUGCCAAACAGCUGCCUGGCUUCCUGCAGCUCAGCCGGGAGGACCAGAUCGCCCUGCUGAAGACCUCUGCGAUUGAGGUGAUGCUUCUGGAGACAGCUCGGAGGUACAACCCUGGGAGCGAGAGUAUCACCUUCCUCAAGGAUUUCAGUUACAAUCGGGAGGACUUUGCCAAAGCAGGACUGCAGGUGGAGUUUAUCAACCCCAUCUUCGAGUUCUCCAGAGCCAUGAAUGAGCUGCAACUCAAUGAUGCUGAGUUCGCUUUGCUCAUUGCCAUCAGCAUCUUCUCUGCAGACCGGCCCAACGUGCAGGACCAGCUCCAGGUAGAGAGGCUGCAACACACUUACGUGGAGGCCCUGCAUGCCUACGUCUCCAUCCAUCACCCCCAUGACCGGCUGAUGUUCCCACGGAUGCUAAUGAAACUGGUGAGCCUCCGAACACUGAGCAGUGUCCACUCAGAGCAAGUGUUUGCACUGCGCCUGCAGGACAAAAAGCUUCCCCCGCUGCUCUCUGAGAUCUGGGACGUGCACGAAUGACUGUUCUUCCUCCAUGUCUUCUGUUUUCUGGGCUGAAUGGCUGAGGCCCUGUGGUUGUUUUCCUAGAGGUGGGGCAGACUGAGAGGGGUAAACAUUCCUGGGAGCUGGGCAAAGUAUAUCAUCAUGUGGCAUUAAAAGAGAGUCAAAGGGUU
This is a messenger RNA of Manis pentadactyla (Chinese pangolin), 1496 nucleotides long. RefSeq names its product nuclear receptor subfamily 1 group H member 3 (gene NR1H3). Gene Ontology annotation, molecular function: zinc ion binding; nuclear receptor activity; RNA polymerase II cis-regulatory region sequence-specific DNA binding. The record is from RefSeq and is a predicted model, not a curated record. Gene Ontology annotation, biological process: lipid metabolic process; cell differentiation; negative regulation of inflammatory response. NCBI's taxonomy places the organism in Eukaryota, Metazoa, Chordata, Mammalia, Pholidota, Manidae.